GAUGCAAAUAGACAAUUUUACACAUAUUCCACUGAAUGAGUGGCGACAAGCUCCAAAAGUUCCUCUGUCUGAUGCUGUAGCUUUAGCACUUGUUUCAGAGUGCACAUGCAGUUUGCCUGAGUGCUUGGAGAAUGUUAUAGUUGUUUCCUCUGCUGAGGACGAGCAAGAAAAAGAUGAAAUGGUGGCUCACUGAUGAAAUCAUUACAGCUGCCCAAAAGCUCAUGCACCAGCAUUUCCCAAACAUGGAAGGUUUUCAACCUCCUACUCUCGGAAAGUUGCACAGUGGUUUUGAUGUUCACCGGGACGCGUUUGUACAAAUUAUUAAUGUCAAGAACAUCCACUGGUGUGUUGUAUCAACUGUUGGCUGUGAAACUGGG
Geodia barretti is the source of this 377-nucleotide messenger RNA. The record is from the annotation of a GenBank genome assembly. NCBI's taxonomy places the organism in Eukaryota, Metazoa, Porifera, Demospongiae, Tetractinellida, Geodiidae.